AUGGAGCAACAGGCUCUCGAAUUCCUCAACCGUGUCAAAGAUUCUCCAGAAGGAUGGACAAUCUGCCUUUCCUUAUUCACCAGGCUUCCCAGGCCCGACGAUGCCGUCCGCCUCUUCGCUCUCGAAGUUGUCAAUAUCGCCGUUAAAACCCGUGCGCCGGAACUUGGUCUGCAAAACCUUAUGUUCCUCAAGGACAACCUUAUGAACUACUUACGGCGAAACUACCAACCCAGCGCCGACUCGCAACCGGACAAUCCUGCCCUUCAAGGGAAACUGAUACAAACUAUUACAAUCCUUUUUACGGUUCUAUACACCACUUCUUGGACAACAUUCUUUGACGAACUAUUGGCUUUAACGAUGACGGUCCCCAGAGAAAACGGCGGUAACGGGCAGAUGGACAAUCUCCCCGGAAUUGUGAUCUAUCUCAGAGUUAUGACCGACAUUCACGACGAAAUUGCCGAAACGACAUUCUACAGAACAACAGAACAAGCGAAGAAGAAUACAGUUAUCAAAGACUACAUCAGAGACCACGAUAUGCAGAAGCUCGUCACAACCUGGCAGGAGAUAUUGACUCAAUGGAGAAAUGUGAAUGCUGAAGUGGUCGAAAGGGUACUCCAUGUAUUCGCCAAGUGGGUCAGUUGGAUUGAUAUCUCACUCGUGGUCAACAAUCACUUCUUAGGGCAUCUAUCAGAUUUGUUACAGGGAAGCGGCAGUGGGCCAGAGGUUACGAAGAGGAGAAAGGCAGCUACAGUGACAUUAGGAGAAAUCGCGGGCAAGGGAAUGAAGCCGGACGAGAAGCUUGAGCUUAUUGGAUUUCUUAGGUUGACAGAUGUUGUCAAGACGCUUAUUUCGUUACCGGAGAUGAGGAGCGAUGCCGACGCCGAUGAGGAUAUAGAUUUCGCUGAAGCUGUUGGCGCCUUAGUCAAUAAAAUUGUCCAGGAUUUGGUUCUCAUGUUGAAUGGCGACACUGGACUCAGUCCGGAUGGUCGACAAACGGCUGAAAACUUUCUUUCGCAAUGGGUCCCGUUUCUCCUUGUUAUCUUCCGACACGAAUAUGACGACGUCUCCAUACUUGUCCACCCUGCCCUUUCGGAUUUGCUAUCAUAUCUACGAAAAGAGAAGAAGACUACCAAUACGCUACUCCCCAUGCACCACGUUAUGCUAGAACCGAUCUUAGAAGCUGUCGUUCGGAAGAUGAAGUUUGACGAUGAUCUUGACUGGGAAGAAACAGAUCCUCACAUGGAAGCUGAAUUUCAAGAAUUGAGAAAAAAAAUCAAGAGCUUGCAGGAUGCGCUUGCGUCGACGGAUAUUGAUCUUUACUGCUCGGCGAUCUCGGUACUAGUGGUGAAUACGUUGGAAAGGUGCAGACAAGGGUCGAUAAACUGGAGAGAUUUGGAGCUUGCGCUUUAUCAGAUGUUUUUGUUUGGUGAGGUUGCGGUCAAGGCUAAUGGGCUCUAUCUUGAGGGCCGGCCUAACGGGGUUGCAGCAGAGGCGUUGGUUGUUAUGAUGGCGAAGAUGAUGGAAUUAGGACCGAGCAUAUACACUCAUCCUUCCACUAGAUUAUUAUACAUCGAGAACGUUGUGAGAUACUCGCCUUUCUUCGAGCACAGGAAAGACUUUGUUCCUCCGGCAUUAGAGAUGUUUAUUCAGUGUACGCAUGACAGCAAUCUCAAAGUGAAGACGAGAGCAUGGUAUCUUUUCUUGAGAGUAAUCAAACUUUUACGGGUCGAUAUCAGCGGUGUGGCAUCGCAGGUCAUCAACAGCAUCCAGGAUUUAUUAGUAAUCAAGGCCAAUAUUGGCACCGAUCCCGGUGAUGAAGAUGAGAUCUCAUCGGACGAUGAAUCCCCUGCAGAUGCUGUCUUUAAUAGUCAGAUAUACUUGUUUGAGGCGAUUGGCUCGAUUUCUUCCUCAUCAAGUCUUUCAGUUGCAGACCAAAAGACUGUCCUACAUACGAUCCUUAGUCCGUUAUUUUCGGAUGUAGAAGCUAAUCUAGAAGCUGCAAAGCGAAAUGAUCAACUCGCUGUUGUUCAGAUCCAUCAUAACAUCAUGGCGAUGGGGCAAUUUGCGAAGGGGUUUGCAGACGGGCUUAAGAUACAGGGUCCUACGUCGGAGGAUAGAUCCUUGACUACUGAGUUUCAGGCAACGGCGGAAGGUAUUGUUAGUGCUCUGGAAAACCUUAAAACUUCGAAACAGGUUCGAGAGGCUGCUGGGUUUGCGUUCGCGCGAAUGGUCGGUGUAUUGGGGCUUUCUAUUUUGGGGCUACUGCCUAGGUGGAUUGAGGGAUUGUUGGCCGAGAAUCCCUCGAAAGGAGAGCUUUCGAUCUUUUUGAGGUUGCUCGAUCAAUUGAUUCAUGGGUUUAAGAAAGAUAUGUCUGAUUACCUUGACCGCCUACUUACACCUCUGUGUAGCAAAGUGUUCCAGAUUGCUACUCGACCUACAACCGGAACCGACGACCAACUUGAAACCGGGGAACUCAAGCGUGAAUACCUCACUUUCUUGUUGACAAUCUUGAACAGUGAUCUUUCGGAGAUUUUUAUGAGUUCUAUAAACCAACCGAAUUUCCAAGAUCUUUUAAAGACGGUAGAGCACUUCGCAAAAGAUAUAUCAGAUCCACAUGCAGAGCGUAUGGCCAUCUCCUUGAUGGCUCGCAUGUCGUCCGUUUGGGGUGGACCGGAAAUCCCAGAGACCAUACUUCCAGAAGAUAAGAAGAAGAACCCACAGCCAGCCCAGAAGAAUGUUCCACAGGAGCCAGUUCCUGGGUUUGACAGGUUCAUGAUCACCUUCUCUGAGAUCUGUUGGGAGGUUCCUGCAAACCCUGCCUUCGAUGCGAAGGAUGCCCAGGGGAGAUUGGUUCUUGGGGAAGUUGCUACGCUUCAGAAGGUGAUUUAUGGGAGGACAGGAACGAACUUCGUAACAUACCUCCAAGGAACAUUUUUCCCUUCGAUCAAUUUCCCAGAACACGCCGCUUUGGAGUAUUUAUCAGCAUUGCAGCAGCUGGACCAUAAGAAAUUCAAGAAGUUCUUCCAGAAUUUCGUGACACAAUCCGUCGGUGGUUGA
This is a messenger RNA of Orbilia oligospora ATCC 24927, 3057 nucleotides long. RefSeq lists its product as uncharacterized. The record is from RefSeq and is a predicted model, not a curated record. Gene Ontology annotation, molecular function: tRNA binding; small GTPase binding. Lineage: Eukaryota; Fungi; Ascomycota; Orbiliomycetes; Orbiliales; Orbiliaceae. The transcript has 8 exons. Gene Ontology annotation, cellular component: nuclear pore; nuclear matrix; cytoplasm. Gene Ontology annotation, biological process: tRNA re-export from nucleus. The coding region runs from base 1 to 3057 and encodes 1018 amino acids.